Molecule: messenger RNA, 5683 nt
Organism: Salvelinus fontinalis (brook trout)
Lineage: Eukaryota; Metazoa; Chordata; Actinopteri; Salmoniformes; Salmonidae
Product: phosphatidate phosphatase LPIN1-like
Biological process (GO): fatty acid catabolic process; positive regulation of transcription by RNA polymerase II; triglyceride biosynthetic process
Cellular component (GO): mitochondrial outer membrane; nucleus
Molecular function (GO): transcription coactivator activity; phosphatidate phosphatase activity
Source: RefSeq, a predicted model, not a curated record
UGUACUCUUCUCACUGUUAUGGGUGGUCUGGUCUCUCAUUGGUCCUGGUGAGGGUUUAUAACGUGAUAUGUCACCAGCGGAGUGAGUGUAGGGUGUUUUUUCUCUCUUCAGUGACAGGAUUAUCAUCUCAGCGCUUUAACAUACCGCCAAACCGCAGAUCAAAUGUCGGGAAAGGUUCUGUUCGCUAUUACAAUGUAAUAGUGAAUAGGAAUAAGAAAAACAGCUUUACCUAUACAACCGAAGGUAUUUGUAUGACGACAAGACCCUGAAGUGACAAUUCAUCGUCAAUAAUUCUCAGACCAUGAACUACGUGGGCCAGUUGGCAGGCCAGGUGUUUGUGCAGGUGAAGGAGCUGUACCGGGGCCUGAACCCGGCCACCCUGUCGGGCUGCAUCGAUGUCAUCGUGGUGCGUCAGCCCGACGGCACCCUGCAGUGCUCGCCCUUCCACGUUCGCUUCGGCAAGAUGGGCGUGCUGCGCUCCCGUGAGAAAGUGGUGGACAUAGAGAUCAAUGGAGAGCCUGUGAGUCUACAAAUGAAGCUGGGAGAGAACGGAGAGGCCUUUUUCGUCAAGGAGACAGAGAACACACUGGAAGGGAUUCCGUCCUACCUGGCAACAUCACCUAUUGUGUCCCAGGGGGCGGAGCUAAUGGAAGCCCAGCUGGGGAAGGGCAUGUCUCGCCUCUCUGACCCCACCUCCCUCUCGGUCCUGAGCUCCCAGCAGACCAUAGGAGGAGGAGGAGGGAUGAUGAUGAAGAAGAGGAGGAAGAGGAGGAAGAAGGCGCGGGAGAGCGGAGGAGGGAGGCGGGAGGAGAGUGGGGAGCACUCAGAGGAUGAGGACAUGUUCACCAUCGAUAUGAGCACUGAUGAGGAGCAAGAGCACGAUAACAACGCCAGCAGGGCCUCUACUCCAGAGCUCUAUGAAGAGCAGGGGCCUAAGGCCAGUGUGUUGAGCAGCACCUACACCCAGAACACAACAUACACACUUCCUGACGCAGACUGGGCACACUCGCAGAGUCCUCUGAUAGAACAUACUCUGUCUAUCCCUCCUAGCGGUGGUCUGUCCAUCUCCUGUCCACAGCAGACUUCUCUCUUCCCUUCUCCUAUCAGCAGCCCAGGCGGCUCCAGCCCCUCCACUCCAAAGAGUGACUCAGAGCUGACCAAUCAGAGCAAAGACAACCCUGAGAUGAUGUGGGCCUGGGGAGAGCUGCCACAAGCUGCCAAGCCCUCCUUCUUCCCUCCGUUCCAGAUGCAAGAUUCUUUGAUGAUGUCCCCUGUCACCAUCCCUGUGUGUGACAGCACACACUUCAGAACCAUCACUGGAGACGGUGGCCCCUCUGAUCAGAUCCAGUCCCAGAGGCAAAAAGACAGCGGCCCCCCGUCCCUCACCCUGUAUGUUCCCCAGCCCGAGGACAACAUGGCUGGGGCCGGGUCUGGAGUCGGGUCUGGGGCCGGGUCUUGGCCUGGAGGAGACAUGGAGGCAGUAUGGGCAGCCUGUAGAGAGGUGGAGGGACUGGUGGCCUCCAGGAUGCUGUCAGAACUGGAUGAGGGGGGCCAUAGGGACAACACGGUCAGACACACAGACUCCCCAUCUAAGAGGAAAGACAAGAGGAGCCACCACCUGGGCUCUGAUGGAAUCUACCUGGAUGACAUCACUGAGCUGGAGCCAGAUGUGGCCGCUCUCUACUUCCCCAAAAGUGACGGGGGUGGUUCGGUGAGAGGAGGCUUGGAAACGGGAGUGCGGAGUGCCAACCAAUCCCCUCAGUCGGUGGGCAGCAGUGGGAUGGACAGCGGCGUGGACAGCUACUCUGACCAGCUGGGAGACAUGCCCAACAUCGCCAUCUCCCUUUGUGGAGGUCUCACUGACAACAGAGAGAUCACAAGAGAACAGUUUGAGGAGAGAGCCAUCUCUUACCAGCAGUUCACUGAGAACCCCUCCAUCAUUGACGAUCCCAACCUGGUGGUCAAGAUAGGAACCAAGUACUAUAACUGGACCACUGCAGCCCCUCUGAUGCUGUCUAUGCAGGUGUAUCAGAAGCCCCUGCCAAUGGCCUCAGUGGAGAACAUCAUGAAGGAGAAGAUGCCCAAGAAAGGAGGCCGCUGGUGGUUCUCAUGGCGCAGCAGGAACAGCGACUCCAAAUCGGACUCAGUGUCUGAGACAGGAGUUGGAGAUGAGGGUGAGCCCUCUCUCAGCAUGGCUUCAGUCAACGGAAUGAAGGAGGAGUCUUCCUCCAGCGAUGAGGACCACAAAUUGUCCAAUCAGGGCUCGGAAUCCUGCAAGGCCGAGCCCCUUCUCACACCCGGUAGUGUGUGCUACAGGAAGACCCUCAGACUGACCCCAGAGCAGCUGGCCAGUCUGCAGUUGAAGGUGGGUCCUAAUGAGGUGGUGUUCAGUGUGACCACUCAGUACCAGGGUACCUGCCGCUGCCAGGGCACCAUCUACCUCUGGAGCUGGGACGACAAGAUCAUCAUCUCAGACAUUGACGGCACCAUCACCAGGUCGGACACCCUGGGCCACAUUCUUCCCACGCUGGGUAAAGACUGGACCCAUCAGGGCAUUGCCCGCCUCUACCACCGAGUCAGCCAGAAUGGUUAUAAGUUUAUGUACUGCUCAGCGAGGGCCAUAGGUAUGGCUGAUAUGACAAGAGGGUAUCUACACUGGGUCAACGAGAGAGGAACCAUGCUGCCUAUUGGACCUGUCCUACUCAGCCCCAGCAGUCUGUUCUCAGCUCUGCACAGGGAGGUGAUAGAGAAGAAGCCUGAGCGGUUUAAGAUCCAGUGUCUGACCGACAUCAAGCAGCUGUUCUACCCCAACACUGAGCCUUUCUACGCAGCCUUUGGCAACAGAGCCACGGAUGUGUAUUCCUAUAAGGAGGUGGGCAUUCCCCUAAACAGGAUCUUCACAGUCAACCCCAAGGGAGAGCUGAUACAGGAACACGCUAAGACCAACAUCUCAUCGUAUGGUGGUCUGUGUGAGGUGGUGGACCACGUCUUUCCCCUGUUGAUCAGAGGCCACGUCUCUGACGUCUCCUGCCCUGACACCUUCAGCCAGUUCACCUACUGGAGAGAACAGCUGCCCCAGGCCCACAUCCCUGACCAGGUCCACAUCCCCGACCAGGUCCACAUCCCUGACCAGGUCCACAUCCCUGACCAGGUCCACAGCCCUGACCAGGUCCACAUCCCUGACCAGGUCCACAGCCCUGACCAGGUCCAAAUCCCUGACCAGGUCCACAUCCCCGACCAGGUCCACAUCCCUGACCAGGUCCACAGCCCUGACCAGGUCCACAUCCCUGACCAGGUCCACAGCCCUGACCAGGUCCACAGCCCUGACCAGGUCCACAUCCCUGACCAGGUCCACAGCCCUGACCAGGUCCACAUCCCUGACCAGGUCCACAGCCCUGACCAGCCACAGGUCCACAGCCCCGACCAGCCCCAAGUCCACAGCGCCGACCAGACCCUGGACAACAGCUGAGGAGACCUCACACCACAUCAGACCACCCCAGGAGUGAGCUGUGUGCAAUCACGGACGGGAAGGGAGAGACAUGCUCAAACUCAUGAUGAUGCAGGCAUGCAAAUGCAAGAAGCAUGUAUCUGCUCUAAUGCCACACAGCUAUGCAGAGGCAGACCUUGCACUAGUGAAAGUGUACUUGCUACAACAACAGGCAUGUUAGCACUGAGUGGUAUUUAUAUGUAGUCAUCAUUUAUAUUUAUGUUUUACUCUUCAGUGUUGUUUUCUCUGCAUUACCUAGUCUAGUCAUACACGGCCCACUGUUCAUCAGGUGAAAUAAGUACAAUACCUAGCCUAGUCAUACAGAGCCUACUGUUCAUCAGGUGAAAUAAGUACAAUACCUAGCCUAGUCAUACAGAGCCUACUGUUCAUCAGGUGAAAUAGGUACAAUACCUAGCCUAGUCAUACACGGCCCACUUUUCAUCAGGUGAAAUAGGUACAAUACCUAGCCUAGUCAUACAGAGCCUACUGUUCAUCAGGUGAAAUAAGUACAUUACCUAGCCUAGUCAUACACGGCCCACUGUUCAUCAGGUGAAAUAAGUACAAUACAUAGCCUAGUCAUACACGGCCCAUUGUUCAUCAGGUGAAAUAAGUACAAUACCUAGCCUAGUCAUACAGAGCCUACUGUUCAUCAGGUGAAAUAGGUACAAUACCUAGCCUAGUCAUACAGAGCCUACUGUUCAUCAGGUGAAAUAAGUACAAUACCUAGCCUAGUCAUACAGAGCCUACUGUUCAUCAGGUGAAAUAGGUACAAUACCUAGCCUAGUCAUACAGAGCCUACUGUUCAUCAGGUGAAAUAGGUACAAUACCUAGCCUAGUCAUACACGGCCUACUAUUCAUCAGGUGAAAUAGGUACAAUACCUAGCCUAGUCAUACAGAGCCUACUGUUCAUCAGGUGAAAUAGGUACAAUACCUAGCCGAGUCAUACAAAGCCUACUGUUCAUCAGGUGAAAUAGGUACAAUGCCUUGCCUAGUCAUACAGAGCCUACUGUUCAUCAGGUGAAAUAGGUUCAAUACCUAGCCUAGUCAUACACGGCCUACUGUUCAUCAGGUGAAAUACAGUGCCUUGAAAAAGUAUUCAUCCCCUUGGCGUUUUUCCUAUUUUGUUGCAUUACAACCUGUAAUUUAAAUAGAUUUUUAUUUGGAUUUCAUGUAAUGGACAUACACAAAAUAGGCCAAAUUGGUGAAGUGAAAUGAAAAAAAUUACUUGUUUCAAAAAAUUCAGAAAAGUGUGCUAUGAAGCCCCUAAAUAAGAUCUGGUGCAACCAAUUACCUUCAGAAGUCACAUAAUUAGUUAAAUAAAGUCCACCUGUGUGCAAUCUAAGUGUCACAUGAUCUGUCACAUGAUCUCAGUAUAUAUACACCUGUUCUGAAAUGCCCCAGAGUCUGCAACACCACUAAUCAAGGGGCACCACCAAGCAAGCGGCACCAUGAAGACCAAGGAGAUCACCAAACAGGUCAGGGGUGAAGUUGUGGAGAAGUACAGAUUAGGGUUGGGUUAUAAAAAAAUAUCCGAAAUUUUGAACAUCCCACUGAGCACCAUUAAAUCCAUUGUUAAAGAAUGGUAAGGAUAUGGCACCACAACAAACCCGCCAAGAGAGGGCCGCCAACCAAAACUCACGGGCCAGGCAAGGAGGGCAACAAAGAGACCAAAGAUAACCCUGAAGGAGCUGCAAAGCUCCAUAGCAGAGAUUGGAGUAUCUGUCCAUAGAACCACUUUAAGCCAUGCACUCCACAAAGCUCCAAAUAAGCAAACAUGUUUGCUGUUCGCCAAAAGGCAUGUGGGAGACUCCCCAAACAUAUGAAAGAAGGUACUCUGGUCAGAUGAGACAAAAAAAAUUGCUCUUUGGCCAUCAAGGAAAACACUAUGUCUGGGGCAAACCCAACACCUCUCAUCACCCCGAGAACACCAUCCCCACAGUGAAGCAUGGUAGUGGCAGCAUUAUGCUGUGUGGAUGUUUUUCAUCGGCAGGGACUGGGAACCUGGUCAGAAUUGAAGGAAUGAUGGAUAGCGCUAAAUACAGGGAAAUUCUUGAGGGAAACCUGUUUCAGUCUUCCAGAGAUUUGAGACUGGGACUGAGGUUCACCUCAGGUUCACCUUAUGAACGCUCAAAUUUUCAGUUUUGUCUUAUUUCUUGUUUGUUUCACAAUAAAAAAUAUUUUGCAUUUUCAAAGUGG